CUGGGUGGUAGCCAGGAUGAGCGACAAGACCGUCGCGGAGCGGGAGCUGCUCACCUCGGGAGCCGCCGCCGCGCAGAGGAAGGGCACCUCCGUCAUCCUCGAUAUUUUCAGAAGAGCUGACAAAAAUGGCAUGCAUCUGCUGCUGCUUUCCAAGGGGGCUGAAAGCUGGGUGGUCCAGAUGUGAUCCUUUGAAUUGUCCCUACAGAGAAAUGCAGGUUUCCCUCUUUGCUGCUGAAGAUAGCAGGAGGUCAGGCACUGAUGGUCUGCUCUCAGCCACCCUGGAGAGAAGGGACUUUGCAAUAUGUUACCUGUGUGGGUUCUCAGAGGCUUUUUGUUCAGAUAAAGAGAAGAUGAUGGGAAGCUGUCCAUGGAAGAGUUCCAAGCCUUUUUUUCUGAUGGGACACUCAAUGAAGAAGAACUUGAGAAGCUCUUUCAUACCAUUGACUCAGACAACACCAAACUAUUUUGCUGACCAUAUGGGAGACUAUGAAGAUGUCUUGGCCUCACUGGAGAUGCUGAACCUCUCCAUCCUGAAGGCAAUGGACUACACCAAACGGGUGUACGAGAGUGGCAGCAAUGUGGACCAGUUUGUGACCCGCUUCCUGCUGAAGGAGACGGCUAACCAGACCCAGUCACUGCUGAGCUCUGUGGAGAGUGCCGUGGAUGCCAUUGAUGAGCAAACCAAUCCUGCCAGGCACUACCCCAGCAAGACAGGCCAUGGUCUGAUGGAGACCUGGUACGACAGCCCUGUGCCCAGCUACUCUCCCACCAGCUGGAUGGUCCCCAGGGAGCAGGGGAAGACCUUCCAGAGUGGUUCCCCUGACACCAAGGUGGAGGGCCUGGAGAGGCAGAUCAACAGGCUGGCUGAGCUGAUUGGCAAGCUGGAGGACAAGACCCUCUGGUUCGACCUGCACCAGCGGCUGUCAGACAGUGAGAGCACGGCUUGCACGUACCUCCUCCUGGUGCGGGAUGAGAUGACGGUGUCACACAAGCACCUGAGUGAGUUCUGCAGCUCCUUGAAGCAAUACCUGAAGAGCGUGGCCGGGGAGCGGGACUGCUUCCAUGUCACUGCCGUGAAGCUGCCCGAUGGGGUCACCUUCAUCGUCUAUGAGUUCUGGGAGACUGAGGAGGAUUGGAAGAGGCACCUGCAGAGUGCCACCUGCAAGGGCUUCCAGCACGUCAAGGUGGACACGCUGAGCCAGCCUGAGGCCAUCUCCAGCGUGGCUGUGCCAGCUGCCUGGUGCACCUUGAGCCGAGAGUGACCGCUGGUGCCAGCCCUGCUGUGGGGUGGCCGUGACCCCUGUGUGGGUCAGUGUGACCUGUCUGCAGUGAAGGAAACCCCAAUGUGUGUUCCCAGCACCCCAUAGAGUCCCCUCUGCCCCAGCUACCCCAUCACCUGUAUCACCUCUUUCUGGAGUGGGGUGGGCUGCGGGGGAUUUCCCCCCACAGGGUUUGGGGAGUGGCUUCCCAGUGCACAGGUGGGCAGGGAGUGGCAGCUGGUGGUAAGGAACAGGGAGUGGGAGCAGGAGGCUGAAGGCCCCCUGGGAGGUAAUCUGGGGUCCCUGCUAGUCCCCAGGGGAGUAGGCUGUGCCUGUAGGGAUAGGGACCCUUGAGGAGUGCGGGGAGGUGGUCAGGGUGGUGGUGAAGGGGGUGCCCCUUAGUCCUGUGAGGUGUGGGUAGUCCCAGGGGGUUUCCUUCAUGGUGGCAGUGGGUGCCUUGCAGAUGUGGGGAUAGAUGCCCCCCUUCCUGGGGUCUGUACUUCUGUCUGUGUGUCUGUCUGUGCAUGUGAGGAGCUCGCUGCUCAUCCUGCCCCCAGCCCACCUUGUCUGGGGGUCCUUUGGAGGGGUGUGUGGCACAGGGCCCUCACCAAUUCCCUCUCCUGUCUUUAUUAGCCUCUAUAUAAUGGGGAUGGUCAUGCCAAAUAAAAUCGUGAUGAGAUCCA
Molecule: messenger RNA, 1942 nt
Organism: Pezoporus flaviventris
Lineage: Eukaryota; Metazoa; Chordata; Aves; Psittaciformes; Psittacidae
Gene: NECAB2
Product: N-terminal EF-hand calcium binding protein 2
Exons: 13
Coding region: 126-1262 (378 amino acids)
Biological process (GO): regulation of amyloid precursor protein biosynthetic process
Cellular component (GO): cytoplasm
Molecular function (GO): calcium ion binding
Source: RefSeq, a predicted model, not a curated record